AUGAGUUACAAUCCAUACGCCGAACAAUCGGGUAAUCCGUAUGCCGAAAACACAGGCAACCCAUAUAUUGACAACACAGGUAACCCAUACGCAGGCGAUAAUGACUAUGAAAUGAAUACUUACAAUCAAAGCAGCAAUAUUAACAACAACAACAACAACAACAACAUUAAUAAUGCCGGUGAUGAUUUUUUUUCAAGAAUCCAAACCCUUAAGGACGACUUGAACGAUUACAAUUUACUAAUCAAUCAAAUUGAGCGUUUACAAAUGAGCGCCUUGAAUGCAGUUUCUGCCGACGAGUUGAAUGCCAUAAAAGCGCAAAUUGAUAGUGUAAGUAAUAACAUUAAAAGUGUCCAGACUUUGGAAAUCAAGCCGAAGUUGACAGAGUUGUACGAGACUGUUGGCGGCGACGUUGAUAAGGAAGAACAAGUCAAUAAUAUCAGAAACCAAUUCCGUAAUGCUAUCUUAAGAUUUCAGCAAGUUGACGAUAGUUACCGUCAAUCCAAUCAAAAUAAAGCCAUUGAACAAUAUCAAAUUGUUAAUCCGGAUGCCACUUAUAGCGAAUCCCUACAGUUUAUUGACCAUAUAGGCGACCAGCAGGUGUUUGAUGAAGCUAUCAACAUGGCCAACCGUAAAGGUGAGGCUGUUGCCGUUUUAGAUGAAGUCAAGACUAGACAUCAAGAAGUGUUGCGUGCAGUUCAAAUGACUAAUGAAUUAAACAUCCUCUUGGAUGACUUACAGAACUUGGCUUUCCAGCAAGACGAGAUUAUUGACUCUGCAAAUAAAAACAUUGAACGUGCACAAGAUCAGUUAGAGAGAGGUGAUGCCAAUGUCGUCAAGGCUAGAGAUCACGCAAAGAAGGGGAGAAAAUGGAGAUGGAUCUUGUUCUGGGUGGUUGUUGUCCUUAUAUGUGCCAUUGUUGGUGGUGUCGUUGGUGGUGUUGUUGGUUCAAGACAUUAA
Molecule: messenger RNA, 957 nt
Organism: Pichia kudriavzevii
Lineage: Eukaryota; Fungi; Ascomycota; Pichiomycetes; Pichiales; Pichiaceae
Exons: 1
Coding region: 1-957 (318 amino acids)
Biological process (GO): exocytosis; vesicle fusion; intracellular protein transport
Cellular component (GO): endomembrane system; plasma membrane; SNARE complex
Molecular function (GO): SNARE binding; SNAP receptor activity
Source: RefSeq, a predicted model, not a curated record